Messenger RNA from Cottoperca gobio, 2975 nucleotides. It is a transcript of the gene lmnb1, whose product is annotated as lamin B1. The transcript is spliced from 11 exons. Gene Ontology annotation, cellular component: nuclear envelope; nuclear lamina. The record is from RefSeq and is a predicted model, not a curated record. Gene Ontology annotation, molecular function: structural constituent of cytoskeleton. Gene Ontology annotation, biological process: heterochromatin formation; protein localization to nuclear envelope; nuclear pore localization. Lineage: Eukaryota; Metazoa; Chordata; Actinopteri; Perciformes; Bovichtidae. Bases 170 to 1927 code for a protein of 585 amino acids.
GCCAAACCCUCUUUCAUUCGGAUAAGAAGAAACAGGAUAUACUUCCAGGAGAGUUUUUGGAAGUGCUGGUUGUUGUUGAGCGGUUGGAUCGAAAUCAUUAAACCUGCACAAUCUGUGUGUUGUUUUAGUUUGGUUACGGUCUUUCAUACGGGUUAUUUAGUCUUCUACAAUGGCGACCGCGGCUGCAACUCCGACCGGGCAGAGAAGCACGUGCGGCAGCGGCACUCUGCUGAGCCCGACCAGGAUAAGCAGACUGCAGGAGAAACAGCAGCUCCGGGACCUCAACGACCGCCUGGCCGUUUACAUCGACAAAGUCCGCAAUUUGGAGUCUGAAAACGAUGUACUCCAUUUGCAAAUAAACGAGGGGGAAGACUUGAGGAGUCGCGAGGUAACCGGACUAAAAGCCCUGUACGAGACCGAGCUAGCCGACGCCAGAAGGUGUUUGGAUGACUCCUCCAAGGAGCGGGCCUGGCUGCAGAUUGAGCUGGGAAAGAUCAAAUCCGACCAUGACCAGCUUCUACAGAACUACAACAAGAGGGACUCUGAGGCAGCAGGAGCCCAGGCCCGGCUGAGGGACUUGGAGGCUCAGAUGAACUCUAAAGAUGCCAUGCUGGCUACAGCACUGUCUGAGAAUAGAGGCCUGGGGGCCACACUGGCCGACCUGCGGGACCAGCUGCAGGAGCUGGAUGCAGGUCUCACUCAGACCAAGAAGCACCUUGCAGAUGAGAUGCUGAUGCGUGUCGAUUUGGAAAACCGCUGCCAGAGUCUGACCGAGGAUAUCAUCUUCCGUAAGAGCAUGCAAGAAGAGGAAGUGAAGGAGGCCCGGCAGCGCUACGAGACCCGCCUGGUGGAGGUGGACUCUGGACGGAAGGAGGAGUAUGACUAUAAACUGACUCAGGCCCUGGUUGACAUGAGGGCCCAGAAUGAUGAGCAGAUCAAGCUGUACAAGGACAACAUGGAGAGCACCCAUGUGACCAAACUGGAGGACCUGCAUCGGCUGUCUGAGAUGAACGGAGCCUCGGCCAGCAUGGCCCGAGAGGAGCUCAGAGAGUCCAGCUUGAGGAUCGAGAGCCUCUCCGCCCAGCUGGCAGGAAUGCAGAAGGAGACUCGUGGUUGGCGUGAUCGUAUCGUGGAGCUGGAGGCUGCGUUGGCUCAGGAGAAAGACAAGAGCCGCAAGAUGCUGUCAGACAGAGACCGCGAGGUGGCUGAGAUCCAGGCCAAGAUGCAGCAACAGCUGAAUGACUACGAACAGCUGCUGGAUGUUAAACUGGCACUGGACAUGGAGAUCAACGCCUACCGCAAACUUCUGGAGGGAGAAGAAGAAAGACUGAAGCUGUCUCCCAGUCCUUCAACUCGUGUCACGGUGUCUCGAGCCUCGUCCAGCAGUCGCAGCGUGCACACCUCUCAGGGAAAGAGGAAGCGCGUUGACGUGGAGGAACAGGAAGCAAGCAGCUCGGUGUCCAUCGCUCACUCGGCUUCGGCCACGGGGCCCAUCUCCAUCGACGAGAUCGACACAGACGGCAAGUUCAUCUGCCUCCACAACAGCGGAGAUGAGGAUCAGGCGAUGGUCGGUUAUGAGAUGAUUAAGACUAUUGAACACGCUUCGGCCACCUUCAAGUUCACACCCAAAUAUGUCCUGAAGACGGGCCAGAAAGUCACGGUUUGGGCGUCUGAUGCUGGUGUGAGCUCCAAAGCUCCCACAGACAUCGUGUGGAAAAACCAGUCCUCCUGGGGUUCAGGGCUGGACGUGCAUGUGGUGUUGAUCGACCCUGAGGGAGAGGAAGUGGCAAAGAGAACCACAACAUAUAAGACUUCAGUAGAAGAGCAGAGUGAGGAAGAGGAUAAUGAAGUGGAGGCCAUUGAGGAAGACUUCUUCCACCAACAGGGUGACCCUCGCACUGCAAAGAGAGGCUGCUCCAUCAUGUGAUCCACUGCACCUCCUCCUCUGAGCCCAGCCAGUUUGCUGCCAACUGUAAAACUACAACUAUUUUUCUAUCUUUUGUAGUGUAUUUCAAUUAAAGAAAAUUUUAUUUCUCUUAAAAAUGGUUAACUGCUUUUGGUAGAUGUAUUUGCAUCUGAAAAAGCCAUAACAUGGUUGUUGAACAAAAUUUGUAUUUGUAGUUCAGAACCUUUUUUUUUUUUUUUAUAUAAACCCAUGCUAAAGUAGCUAAACUUAAGAAAACGAGUGUCGUGCUAUGAUUUUAAAAUGGAUUAAACAUUUAGUUAUUUUCUUUUAUAUUUGGUCUUAUUGAUGCUAUAUUUUACGCUACAAGAACAGGAUGUCGGGCUUAGAUCAGUCGUUUACUUUGCUCACAAAUCUACUGUAUUAAUUUUGAAAAGAAUAAGCACUGAAAGAACAAGUACACUAAGAGCUCCACAGUAACAGGUGUUGAUGUGAUAGGACCCCCCCCCCCCCCCUUCAUUCUGGACCUUGACUGGACAAAAUGUCAGAAUUUCACAAUAUAGAAACCUCAGUUUAGUGGCAUUCUUUUAGUAUCUGUAGAAAGACUUACUGUGAUUGUUUGAUUGUAUUCAUAAGGAAGUCUGGACAGUUGAAGUUUAUUAGCAGUUGAAGUUUAUUAGCAGUCGUUGAGUUACCUUAAAGUCUCUGUUUAUGGUUUGAAAGUGUGGAUAUAGUGACUCCUUGUGGUAGUAUGGCUGACCUGGGGACAUAAAAUAAACUAAGAGCAAUAGCCUGCACUAAUUCUCAGCAGGAAGUCUCUUUUUGUUUCUACAAAUAAGAACUUGUUCCAUCAGAAUAAUUUUAAAGGAGUUGUAAUUAUUCUACUCACAGGGGCUGUAAUAAUGUGACUCAUCGCUGACUUUGAAUAAGCAUUGAGAAGUGUUGAUUGUAUUCUUAACUUUUGAUAUUUAAAGUGUUUGAAGUACUUUGUGUUUGUUUGUUUGUUUGUUUGUUACUAUGCAUGCUAUGGCUGUAAUCAUCAUAGUUGAAUUAUUAAAUAAGUUAUCUUGUA